This is a messenger RNA of Bradysia coprophila, 1206 nucleotides long. Its product is annotated as enoyl-CoA delta isomerase 2-like. The record is from RefSeq and is a predicted model, not a curated record. Lineage: Eukaryota; Metazoa; Arthropoda; Insecta; Diptera; Sciaridae.
UGAUAGUAACACGGUGUAAGAUGUUGUGUUAAGUACGUUUUGUUGUAAAUAAAUGUUGUUGCAGUGAUUGCCAUCGACGAAAAGUUAGUGUAGUAAGCUCAAGAUACUGUCAGUACCUUCUUCAGUUGUUUUUUUUUCGGCGAAAGAGUACUUGCAAUCGGUGAACGUAUACAGUUUAAUCUCACCGCUGACAACAGAAACAAACAGCCGCGAAUGAUAAGCGAUAUUUCGUUUCUCAUUGUGUGUUGAUCAAAGUUCAAUUGAAAACAUUACCAUUUUCGCGACACUCGUAACUGUUCCUCCUCGAGAAAUACAAAAAUGGCUUUCCAGCACAUUAAAAUUACCAACAAAGGGGCAUUGAGAAUUAUCACCAUAGACAAUCCGUCAAAGAAAAAUGCCCUGAAUAUGCAAUCUUAUCAAGACAUCGCUACUUCGCUCAAUGAUGCUGCAGCUGAUGAAUCGGUCAAUGUAGUCGCAAUAACUGGAGCUGGUGAUUUCUACAGUUCCGGGAAUGACCUUUCGUUCAGAGCAUCAGAUGAUGAAGAUAUAACGGAACUGAGAAAGAAAGCACAGAGAGUAUUGAGACUAAUGAUAGCCGCGUAUAUUCAGUUUCCCAAACUACUCAUCGCUGUUGUCAAUGGACCGAGCAUCGGCAUCGCGGCAACAACGGCUGCCCUUUGCGAUGUCAUUUACGCAACAGAAAAUGCUUAUUUCUACACUCCAUUUACAUUGUUGGGUCUAUGUGCCGAAGGAUCGUCGUCGUACACAUUUCCCCGGAUUCUUGGCACAUCGAAGGCUACCGAAAUGCUUCUGCUAAAUCAUAAAAUGAGUGCUAACGAAGCAUUGAGAUUCAAUUUCGUGUCGGAGGUCUUCACUUCAUCAGAAUUGGCAACGAAACUGUGGCCGCGUAUUGAAAGUUUCGCGACGUUACCGAAAAAUUCGAUGCGAGUUAGCAAACUUUUGUUGAAAAAGUUCGAAACAGAUCAACUGCUGAGGGCUUGUGAUGAAGAGAUGGCCGAAUUGUACAAGUGCCAAGACGGCGAAGAAUUUAUGAAUGCCGUAAUCAAUUUCAUGAGUAGAAAGUCAAAAUUGUAAGCGACGUCUUGGACUAUAUCGUGCAUUCAGUCGAAAUUUAUAUUUUUGUCACAUCUAAGAUGGUAAAUGGUUAUUGUUGAGAGGAAAUAAAUCCCUUAUUAUAUGAAAUAA